Molecule: messenger RNA, 3155 nt
Organism: Octopus bimaculoides (California two-spot octopus)
Lineage: Eukaryota; Metazoa; Mollusca; Cephalopoda; Octopoda; Octopodidae
Biological process (GO): regulation of transcription by RNA polymerase II
Molecular function (GO): DNA-binding transcription factor activity, RNA polymerase II-specific; RNA polymerase II cis-regulatory region sequence-specific DNA binding
Source: RefSeq, a predicted model, not a curated record
ACUGCCCAAAUAUUAUUUUAGCUAUUAUUUUACUGGUUACACAGAACUAGUUACACCGGAUUGCAACUAUGAUGUGUUCAGACAUGUGGAUAAUUAGGACGGUGGAUUGGUGGAACCAUUAAAUCUUUACACAACAUACCUUACGGUAUUUAGCUACAUUUUUUUGUUCUGAAUUCAUAAUUCAAUGAUUGAUAUAGUAUUGAUACGAACUGAUUGUGAUUAUGAUAAUUGGGAAGAUAGAAGAUAAAGAGUAAUAAGAGUUUACUUCCCUUGUCAAAUCUUCUUAAUUCUGUUUAUUUUCUGCUGCCGUUUCACUUUACUGCUGAUAUUUAAGAGAAAACCCAAUUAAAUAUAUACAUGAUUGGUAAUUAACUACCUGAACAAACAGAUACGGCAUGUUUCAUGUUGACCUGAAAAAUAUAAAUCAAUAUUUGUUAUUAAAAUCAAGAAAUUCUCUUCAAGCUGUCAUUGUCCAGUCUGACUUAAACUCUCACUACUUCAACAUAGUCACAUCGUGUACGUCGACUCUUUCUCUCUACAUCUAUUUAAUAAUGGAAUAAUAGAAUUGUUACAACAGAAACAUCACCAGUAUAUUCAUCAUCUUUUAAAGACUAUUGGAAGAUUUUAUACAGAAUUGAUAUAACCGCGUUUAAUAGGAAACUGAGGUAAAAUAUUUCCUCUUGGGUGAGAUUAUAAACACCAUUUCUCUGUGUUUGUUCUCUGGAACAUGUACAAGACAAUCUUGCAUUCUAAAUAAAUUUGGAUUCGAUUUACAAAGGAGAUUGCAAUAUUUCCAAAUGACAGCAGAGAUUACAGUUGAUGGAAAUAUAGCUGGAGGAAUAUUUGUUGGAAGGAAACUAUAAACAUAAAAAGAAGAAAAGUUUGAAUAUAUUUCUGUAAAAGAGACAGAACUACGGAAAAAUUACUGAGGUGUAAAGUUAAAGAACUGAUUCUUUCCUGUAAAAAUGUCAAAAGAUUUAGUAAACCUUUAUCAUUGUGAUAUAUGUAAAAAGUCAUUUUCUCAGAAAGGAAACUUAACGACGCACAAACGUAUUCACACAGGAGAGAAACCAUUUUACUGUGAUAUUUGCAGUAAAUCAUUCUCUCAAAAUCAGCACUUAAUUAAUCACAAACGUAUUCAUACGGGAGAGAAACCAUUUCACUGUAAUAUUUGUAACAAAUCAUUCUCUCGAAGUCAUUUCUUAACUACUCACAAACGCACACAUACAGGAGAGAAACCAUAUCAGUGUGAUGUCUGCAGUAAAUCCUUCUCUCAAAGUGGUGACUUAAUUACUCACAUACGUAUUCAUACAGGAGAGAAACCAUAUCACUGUGAUAUCUGCGGUAAAUCAUUCUCUCGUACAUAUAGCUUAAAUAUUCACAAACAUAUCCAUACAGGAGACAAGCAAUACCACUGUGAUAUCUGUGGUAAAUCAUUCUACGGAAAUCAACAUUUAGUUAGUCACAAACGUGUUCAUACAGGAGAGAAACCAUUCCAUUGUGAUAUCUGUAAUAAAUCAUUUUCUCGUAAUUAUGAGUUGACUACUCACAAACGUAUUCAUUCUGGAAAGAAACCAUAUGUGUGUGAUACAUGUGGUAAAUCUUUCACUCGAAAUUAUGAUUUAACUAGCCACAGGAACAUUCAUACAGGGGAGAAGCCAUAUUAUUGUGAUAUCUGUGGUAAAUUAUUCUCUCGAAAUAUUGAGGUAAUUUCUCACAAGCGCAUUCAUACAGGAGAGAAACCAUAUCAAUGUGAUAUCUGUGGAGAAUCAUUCUCUCAGAGAAAUACCUUAACAGGACACAAACGUAUCCAUACAGGAGAGAAACCAUAUCACUGUGACAUCUGUGGUAAAUCAUUCUCUAUUGGAAAGACUUUAACUAGACACAAACUUAUUCAUACAGGAGAGAAACCAUUUCACUGUCAUAUCUGUGGUAAAUUGUUCUCUCGAAAUGAUAACUUAACUACUCACAAAUGCAUUCAUACAGGAGAAAAACCAAUGUGAUAUUUGUGGGCUAUCAUUCUUUCAAAGUGGUGAAUUGACUAGACAUAGAUGUGUUCAUACAGAACUGUAACUACUAUAUAUACUUGCAAAUGGAACAGUUUUUUCAACAAAAAUUUUGAUAUAAAUCAGGUGUGUGACUUAUCCAUUCGACAUCACAGGGAUCUGAAGGUGACAGCAGCAUAUCAAUAGACCCUGGGCUUUUUAGUUCUCAAGUUGUUAUAGAAACAUUUGAUUACUAGAAAGCGGAAACCGGAAGUUUGUGUGGUGGUCUUUUUGACAACAUUGAUUCGUUUCAGUUUUUAGUUUAAAAAUUUUAGUAAUUGCAAAUCUUUAUCAUGAGUAAGAGAAAGUGUUAUGAAGUAGGUUUAAAGUUGGAAGUGGUGGGUUAUGCAGAACAUGGAAACAGAUCUGCAGAAAAAGAGUUUGGUACAGUUCUACACUAUAUGCCCGUGGGCAUAUAGCAUAGUGAUUAAGAGCGUGGACUACUAACCCCAAGAUUCUGAGUUCAAUUGCAGGCAGUGACCUGAAUAAUAAUAAUAAUAAUAAUAACAACAACAUUGAAAAAUACCUUAGGAAUGAGAACCCGGGUUCAAAAUUUCCCAAGACAUCUAAUGAAGGCUGGAGGGUAUAUCAGCUGAAACGUUGUGGGUUAAGCUUAGUAGUAGAAUAGGUGAAGAAAACCUGGGGAUAGUAUCCCUGAAGAACUAAUUUUUAAAUCCUUCAAAAAAUGUGAAAUCACAAAUGCCAUGGAUGGCACUGAAAACGAUGUUUGAGGGUUUGGCUGGAUCAGUCACAGAAAAGACAGAGAAUGAGAAUAGAGUUGAACAUUAUAACUGAUGAUGAGUUAAAUGACUACUAUGGCAUGGCCGCUGAUGACGAGACAGUAACUGAUCAACAAAUGAAAAGAAUCUUUGACAUGAUGACAAUGAAGAAGUUUGGGGUUUCAAUCCUGAAAUAAAUAAAUACAUUUUUUAUAUAACAUUUUUUUGUCCUGUUUGUAAUUCUUGGCAUUUUUCUUGUCAAGUUGAUACUUAUUGUCUUUUGGGGUUUUUUUUUAGUUGAUUUCCACAUGAAGUCAUUUCCACAAAAAUGUUUUAAUACUUGUAAGCAAAGUUUUGAAAUAAAGGUGAAUAUUUGAUAAUAUUUAACAAA